Molecule: messenger RNA, 2012 nt
Organism: Lipotes vexillifer (Yangtze River dolphin)
Lineage: Eukaryota; Metazoa; Chordata; Mammalia; Artiodactyla; Lipotidae
Gene: RRN3
Product: RNA polymerase I transcription factor RRN3
Exons: 18
Coding region: 57-2012 (651 amino acids)
Biological process (GO): transcription initiation at RNA polymerase I promoter
Cellular component (GO): nucleus
Molecular function (GO): RNA polymerase I core binding; RNA polymerase I general transcription initiation factor activity
Source: RefSeq, a predicted model, not a curated record
GUCCUAGAAGGAGCACGACUUCCGGCGUAAGCUGUAGUCGUCGCGUGUCCGGUCAGAUGGCGGCACCGUUGCUUCACACGCGGUUUCCCGGAGAUGCUGCCGCUUCGGCAGCUGCAGUCAAGACGCUGGGCGCGUCGAGGACCGGGCUUUCAGAUAUACUUGCACUAGAAAAUGAUUUCUUCAAUUCUCCCCCAAGAAAAACUGUUCGGUUUGGUGGAACUGUGACAGAAGUGUUGCUGAAGUACAGAAAGGGGGAAACAAAUGACUUUGAGUUGUUGAAGAACCAGCUGUCAGAUCCAGAGAUAAAGGAUGACCAGAUCAUUAACUGGCUGCUGGAAUUCCGUUCCUCCAUCAUGUACUUGACAAAAGACUUUGAGCAGCUUAUUAAUAUUCUGUUGAGGUUACGGUGGUUAAAUAGAAGUCAGACAGUGGUGGAGGAGUAUUUAGCUUUCCUUGGUAAUCUUGUAUCAGCACAGACUGUCUUCCUUAGACCAUGUCUCAGCAUGAUUGCUUCUCAUUUUGUACCUCCCCGAGUGGUCACUAAGGAAGGUGACAUAGAUGUUUCGGAUUCUGAUGACGAAGAUGAUAAUCUUCCUGCAAAUUUUGACACAUGUCACAGAGCCUUACAAAUAAUAGCAAGAUAUGUCCCAUCAACACCAUGGUUUCUUAUGCCGAUACUGGUGGAAAAAUUUCCGUUUGUUCGAAAAUCAGAGAGAACAUUGGAGUGUUAUGUUCAUAACUUACUAAGGAUUAGUGUGUAUUUUCCGACCUUGAGACAUGAAAUUCUGGAGCUUGUUACUGAAAAGCUGCUCAAGUUGGAUGUGAAUGCAUCCCGGCAGGAUAUUGAAGAUGCUGAGGAAACAGCAACUCAGACUAGUAGUGGAACAGAUGCCACAGAAGGGCUCUUUAAUAUGGAUGAAGAUGAAGAAACUGACCAUGAAACAAAGGCCGAUCCAGGAAUGCUUGAUCAGAUGGUCCAUCCUGUAGCUGAACGCCUGGACAUCCUCCUGUCUUUACUUUUGUCCUACAUUAAGGAUGUCUGCUAUGUAGAUGGUAAGAUUGAUAACAACAAAACAAAGGAUUUAUAUCGAGAUCUCAUAACCAUCUUUGACAAACUCCUGUUGCCCACCCAUGCCUCUUGCCAUGUGCAGUUUUUCAUGUUUUACCUCUGUAGCUUUAAAUUGGGAUUUGCAGAAGCAUUUUUGGAACAUCUGUGGAAAAAAUUGCAGGAUCCAAAUAAUCCUGCUAUCAUCAGGCAAGCUGCUGCAAAUUAUAUUGGAAGCUUUUUGGCAAGAGCUAAAUUUGUUCCUCUUAUUACUGUAAAAUCAUGCCUCGAUCUUUUGGUUAAGUGGCUGCACGUAUACCUUAAUAACCAGGAUUCAGGAACAAAGGCAUUUUGUGACGUUGCUCUCCACGGACCAUUUUAUUCAGCUUGCCAAGCUGUGUUCUACACUUUUGUUUUUAGACACAGGCAGCUUUUAAGUGGAAACCUGAAGGAAGGUUUGAGGUACCUUCAAAGUCUAAAUUUUGAACGGAUAGUGAUGAGUCAGCUAAAUCCUCUGAAGAUUUGCCUGCCCUCGGUAGUUAACUUUUUUGCUGCAAUCACAAACAAAUACCAGCUUGUUUUCUGCUACACCCUCAUUGAGAGGAACAACCGCCAGAUGCUGCCGGUUAUCAGAAACACUGCUGGGGGGGACUCAGUGCAAACCUGCACGAACCCACUUGACACCUUCUUCCCCUUCGAUCCUUGUGUACUGAAGAGGUCAAAGAAAUUCAUUGAUCCUCUUUAUCAGGUAUGGGAAGACAUGAGUGCAGAAGAGCUUCAGGAGUUUAAGAAACCCAUUAAAAAGGAGGUGGUGGAAGAUGAAGAAGAUGAUUUUUUGAAAGGUGAAGCUGGGAUUACACCGAGCUCCUUUGAUGUGCAUUUCCGCAGUCCUUCAAGCAGUGUGGGCUCCCCACCUGUCUCAUACCUGCCAGACCAGUCCCCCAUGAUCACAAGGAUUUGUGAUUGA